AUGUCUAUCAUCCUGCCAGCCAGAUUCCUACGUAACGCGCCCAAGGAUGCUCCGGCUGUACGCAUCGGCCUGGUGGGCGCCGGCGUAGGCUACGGCCUCUUCGCCGCCCGCGACUUUACUAAGGACGAAUUCAUUUUCCACGAGGCGCCUCUCAUGACGGCUCUCUUCAACGAGAAGUUCUCGGCCGACGCCUCCCUGAUGCACAGCCAAUACCAGGCUUACAAGGCCGCCCUAGCCGACGGCGGCCAAGAUAUCGUCACGCUCGCCUUCCCCAUGCUCGCCGCCCGCAACGGUAUCCCGCCUGCGUCCUGGGAAGACGCUGGGCCUAUUUUCUCUGCCGAGUCUACCGAGCCCGACGUGACCAGUUCAAGGAAGAAAUUCUUCGGCAGGAACCUCGUGCACGGCCGGUUUGCCGGCUCGAUCAUCACGCGGGAAGAGUACGAGACGUACGUGGCUGGCGUGAGCGAGAUGCUCAUCGCCAACCCGACGGAGGAAGACCGACAAAAGGCGUGUCUGGAUUUCUUCAAACAUUAUGCCUUCCAGGUUAAACGGACCACCGCUAUCCCACCCGCGUCCGACAUCCCUCAUCUGCCUUCACCAUCACCCCCGGUCUCACCAACAAUAGUAACCACCAACACCCUAUCGCCCAUUACAUCAUCCUCAACAGCCUCCGCAUCAAUAUCCACAAGCACACCCCCAACACCAACCACAAACUCGGACGCCUGCAUCUACCUCCUUGGCUCCCUCAUCAACCACUGCUGCACUUCGCCCUCCACCUCCUCCUCGGCCUACGUGAUGCGCAAGCGCACCGAGCGCGGCCCAAAUUGCGAGUGGCGCAUCGGUGCCUCGGGGCUGGCCCACUUUGUGAAACCAAAACACAUUUGCGUGCAGGCUAAGAGAGAUAUCAAAGAAGGCGAGCAGCUGACGUGGGACUAUGGGAAGAAAGAAAAAGGGUUCGUGUGUGAAUGUGCGACGUGUAGGGGUACGUUUAUGGGGUAUUGUUGCGGCGUGCUGUGAGGGAGGUUGUGUUCGGUCGCUUGGGUGGUGAAUGGUGAGUGGUGUAGGAUGGGUGAGGCGAGGCAAGGCCAUGGCAGAGUGCUGGGAGAAUGAUAAACAGAUGAGGGCCUGUAUGUUCGAUGACGUUGGUAUGCUGGGAAACGGCCUACUCGGCGAGGGUAGGUUCGAAUUCCGUAAUGGUGAAUAUGUGUGUUUAUGAUUUAUAUUCAAGUCUUGAUACUAAGAAAGGAUCAAUCAGCAAAAUGAUAAACAAGGCAGGCUAGACA
Molecule: messenger RNA, 1283 nt
Organism: Neurospora tetrasperma FGSC 2508
Lineage: Eukaryota; Fungi; Ascomycota; Sordariomycetes; Sordariales; Sordariaceae
Exons: 2
Coding region: 1-1017 (338 amino acids)
Cellular component (GO): nucleus
Molecular function (GO): protein binding
Source: RefSeq, a predicted model, not a curated record